Messenger RNA from Linderina pennispora, 1615 nucleotides. RefSeq lists its product as uncharacterized. Gene Ontology annotation, biological process: transcription-dependent tethering of RNA polymerase II gene DNA at nuclear periphery; poly(A)+ mRNA export from nucleus; protein import into nucleus. Gene Ontology annotation, cellular component: nuclear pore outer ring. The record is from RefSeq and is a predicted model, not a curated record. Gene Ontology annotation, molecular function: structural constituent of nuclear pore; protein binding. The transcript has a single exon. Lineage: Eukaryota; Fungi; Kickxellomycota; Kickxellomycetes; Kickxellales; Kickxellaceae. The coding region runs from base 52 to 1401 and encodes 449 amino acids.
CGUUUUCCGUUUUGAUUCAAACAAUCUCACUUUAAUUUCAAUUCCAGCAAAAUGUUCCUGUCACCGGCCGCAAAGCCCCGGCGGCGCCAGACCCUAGAGCGCUCAAAGACUGCCACGUUGCCUGUCGCAGCCUCUGUUGAGCCGAAAGUCGGGAGGCAGUCAUUUGCAGCAGCAAAAAACCAGCUCAAGAAGCUUAAGCAGCAGCAGGCCUAUGGAGACCACAGCAUUGGGCAGAAGCGGCACACAGCAUCAGGAGCUCUAGAUUAUAGCAGCGCGACACAGAACGCGACACCGUUCGACCCGCCAGCCAGCAAAAGGCAAGCAGUAGGAAGCAAGGUACAGCGGCCGGUCUGGGUCUCAUCGGUUUCUAAACGUGCAUCGCAGGCAGAGGCCCGGAUGUCGGAUGAUGAGCAAAUGGACGCGCCAUCGUGGGAGUUUACCGACGGGACGCAGGACAUGGAUACCACAGGCGCUGACUCUGGGUCUACUCUGCUGUCGCCAUAUGGCGAGCCAGUCGGAUAUGCGCAGUUGGCCGCGGCUGGGUCGCUGGAUGACGCGCUGGAGGCACCACCCGAUGUGUCACACGUUCUGAUGCAGGGAGAGAAGCAUGCGGUGUUUGAAGUAGCAGGGUUCCCUGAGGCUGUGCGCCAGCAUCUGGGUUCAAUCGACUUUGCGAGUGUGCCUGUAAGCUCGGGCGUGAGUGAUGAGGCAAAGUUUGCUUAUGUGGCCACACCGACAGUGUGUCUGGUAUGGUCGUACGCUGGCAGUGGCCGUGCUGUCAACAACGUCUACCAAUUGGCAAUGCCUGACCCGAGCAGCGCGACAAUAUUUGAGUCCCCGAUCAUCUCCCUGGUGCCAUCGAGCGCGCAGCAAGGGGACGUUGGCGUUAUUGCAUGCACAGCCACUGGACAGCUUCGGUACUGGGACCACAUUGUAUUUGGGCUGGGCGGCACCGAGCGCUUUCACAGCAAGGACCUGGGCCUGACCGACAUCAAUGACCAGUGCAGCGAAAUCCUCGACGUGUACCCUGGCCUCCAUGUGGUUUCGACCAAAAAGGGCUUCAUGUACCAGGUCACUCUUCAGAACUCGCAGGGUCUGACCGAGCUCGGUGCGCGGCUGCUGAGUAAGAGUACAGGGGCGCGUGCCGGUAUGCUCAGCCGCAUGUCGUCUCUGCUCGGUGGCUCUUCGUUUGACGCACCAGUCGCUGGAUCGGGCGAUUCGCUGGUAGGACUGGCAGCAGGCGGCCGCACAGAGAUCCGCCACUCGCGCGAGGUGUAUGCCCUGACGCACCAGAAGUUGCAGAAGUGGGUCGUCUCGCGUGCCUAUCCAGAAAAGUACAUAUACUCGAUGGACGUCUUGGAGGUGCUGAGCCGUGCAGCAGGCGGAUCAGAUCGGUGCUGAUGUUGAGGUCUCCUUGCUUGAUAUCGCGGUUACGCGCAAAGGCGAUGUGUGCAUCCUGGCUGGCCUGCACGCGCCUCGGCUGAUUGGCCAGACCCGUCUAGCAGUUGCCGUGCUCCGUAGCAGCCAUGGCUCCUCAGAGCCCGAGCUACUCUUGCUCCAGCCAUUGGAGUUUGGCACAGGCCGAGUCCCUCGAGCAGGAUGGCCCUGAGCGCCC